AUGUCUUUGACAACAUAUAUAGUCCUACCAUGUCUUCUCGGGGGCUGGAUUACUUACGUUCUCUGGAACUGGUAUCGACUUCGACAUAUCCCUGGACCAUUCUGGAUAUGCUCUACCAAGCUUUGGCAAAUUACAACACAGAUAAGAGGAAAAUGGUACCUCGAACUAAAAAAACUCGGGGACCAGUACGGUGACCUCUUCCGGAUCGGCCCAAACCAGCUCAUGACCACCGAUGUAGAUAUUAUUCGUCGAAUGGCUCAUCCCAAGUCGGCCUAUACAAAAGGACCGUUCUACCAGACGUUCAGGUUCAACCCUACGCAAGACAACUCCUUCUCACUUAUCGACGACCAGGAACACACCCGCCGCCGAACAAACUUCGGCCCCGGCUACACCGGUAACGCACACGUAGAAGCCUGUGUUGAUCGACAAUCUGCGCGUUUAGUAGACUUAAUCGAACGCAAGUUUAUCUCAACCUCAAGCGAGUACCGGCCACUGGACCUAACAGCGGCAACCUUUUUCUUCGCGAUGGACUGUGUAGGCGAUCUAUCGUACGGUCGACCGUUCGGAUGCUUAGACGAGGGGGAGGACGUCCACAAAUUCGUAAAGUGGAACGAGGACUUCUUUUCAACCGCUAUUGUGAUAGCGAACUUCCACUGGUUAACUAAGAUCUUCUUCAAGCCCCCUUUUAAUAAGAUCUAUCCGUCAACCCUCGACGUUGAUGGCGUUGGCAAGUACAUGGCACUCGCGCAAGCCGCAGUUGAAAAGAGCAUAAGUGACGGCCAGGAUCGACGAAGAGAUGCCCUUGCCGCUUUCCUUGAACAUGACGUUACUAAGGAAGAAGCUAUCAACGAGUUGAUGCUGCAGGUUGUUGCCGGAACAGACUCGACUGCAACGGGUAUCCGUAUGACUCUCCUACUUCUGAUCGCUAAUCCGAUGGCAUACAACAAGCUCAAGGCAGAGAUAGACGACGCAAUCGCGAAAGGAAACAUCAGUUCGCCGAUCAAGGACGCCGAAUCCCGACAGCUACCGUACCUACAAGCCGUCAUCAAAGAAGGUCUUCGUGCAUUCCCCGUCGUAACAGCCACGUUCUUUAAGAAAGUGCCCAAGGGAGGCGACAUCAUCAGCGGACACUUCGUCCCCGAGGGCACUGAAGUCGGCCACAACGUCUUGGGCAUUAUGCGAGCGAAGAAGUACUGGGGCGACGAUGCGGACGUCUUCCGGCCUGAGAGGUGGCUUGAGGUCGACGAGAGUACUUUCGAGAUGAUGGAGGGCGUCAUAGAGACUCUUUGGGGGUCAGGCCGGUAUAAGUGUCUUGGUCGGACUAUCGCCCAGAUGGAAUUGAACAAAGUAUUUGUUGAGUUACUUCGGCGCUUCGACUUCUCCAUCGUCACCCCGCAGAGCCCGGUAGAGAUUAUAAACUCGGGAUUCUUCCUCAUGUCCGAAAUGAAGAUGCGAGUCACGAAAAGGGAGAGUACACACGAGGAGAAUAUAGAGUAA
This is a messenger RNA of Daldinia loculata, 1497 nucleotides long. Its product is annotated as pisatin demethylase. NCBI's taxonomy places the organism in Eukaryota, Fungi, Ascomycota, Sordariomycetes, Xylariales, Hypoxylaceae. The record is from RefSeq and is a predicted model, not a curated record. Bases 1 to 1497 code for a protein of 498 amino acids. Gene Ontology annotation, molecular function: iron ion binding; oxidoreductase activity, acting on paired donors, with incorporation or reduction of molecular oxygen; heme binding. The transcript has 5 exons.